Molecule: messenger RNA, 1458 nt
Organism: Prunus avium (sweet cherry)
Lineage: Eukaryota; Viridiplantae; Streptophyta; Magnoliopsida; Rosales; Rosaceae
Source: RefSeq, a predicted model, not a curated record
AUGGAAGCCUUGUCAAAGCUGAGGAGUAGGCAUUUGGUCAGCCUUCUUGGACACUGCAUUGUCACUUAUCAGGACCAUCUAACUACAACUAGCACCGUAUUUAUUGUUCUUGAGAACAUCUCAAAUGGCUCUUUGGUGGACCAUCUCACUGGUAAAGCUCGAACUAAAAGCAAUUAUCAGAUCAUCAAGAAAAGGGAAUACUUUGUUUAUGGUUAUCUUUUCUCAGAGCAGCUCACACAAGACGCACUGUGCAUGGACAAAAACAACAUGACUGCUGAAGUAAGAUUUGUGUUUGUGGAGUUUGAUGUUAAUUUUGCAAGUCUUGUAGAAGGGCUUGCUGUUGCUGAUAUUUUGGCCUCAAUCAUCCAACAAGAGGUCAAACUAGUUGUGGGUGUUAAGAAAGAAGUGGCAAAGCUCACUAGCAAUUUCAAAGAUAUUGAAGUUGUGCUCGAGAAUGCAGAGGAGAGGCAGGUGAAUGAGGUGGAUGUGAGACAAUGGCUGGAGAGGUUGAAGGAUGUAUCCUACGAGAUGGACGACGUGUUGGACAAGUGGAGUACUGAAAUCCUGAAGCAACAUAUUCAGAAACAAGAAGCUGGUAAUGCUGGUAGUACUAGUACUACAAAGAAGACAACUCUUGCCCAACUUGCCUAUAAUGAUGAAAAGGUUCAAGCUCAUUUCAACACUAGACUAUGGGUUUGUGUCUCAGAUCCUUUUGAUAAGAUCAAAAUUGCCAAAGCCAUCAUUGAGGGUCUGACAAAAGAGACCCCAGCUUCAAAUGAGUUGCAAACUCUGAAGUCCAUUAUACAUGAGUCCGUUAAGGGCAAGAAGUUCCUUCUUGUCCUAGAUGAUGUGUGGAACCAAGACUAUAGAAAGUGGGAACAAUUAAAGCUACCUUUACAAAACGGGGUUGUGGGUAGUAGAAUAUUGGUGACCACACGAAAAGAGGAAGUUGCGAGGAUGGUGGUGGGAGCAUCCACUGAUAUUGUCAAUUUGGAGGUGUUGAGUGAAGAAAAUUGUUGGGCAUUGUUCUAUCACAUUGCACUGGCUGAUAGAGAAAAAAGAGAGUCUAAAGUGUUAGAAUUUAUUGGUAAAGAAAUUGUCAAAAAGUGUAAGGGCCUGCCCCUUCUUGCAAAGACAAUGGGUGGUCUCAUGUGCUACAAGAAAACGAAGAAAGAAUGGGAAGACGUUUUGAAUAGUAAGAUAUGGAAGUUAGAUGUGGUUGAGGAACAAGUUUUCCAACCACUGUUACUAAGUUAUUAUGAUUUGGCCCCGGCAAUCAAACGUUGUCUUUUGUAUUGUGUCAUUUUCCCAAAAGAUUAUGAAUUUGCUAAAGAUGAGUUGAUUGAGUUGUGGAUGUCACAAAAUUAUCUUAAUUCAAUUGAAAACAAAGAAAAAGAAGCAGUAGGCGAAAUGUACUUUGAUAUCAAGAAUUUGAGGAAGAUGAACUUGGAAAUAUAA